AUGAAAAUGAAUAAAAAGAUAUUGUGUGUUUUGAUUAUAUCUCUUAUUUUAUUUAUAAUUCAAACUUAAGCUGCUAAAAUUACUAUCCCUCUAAGAUAGUACGAUAGUGGAGAUUUGUAUAUUAAUACAAGUUACGGAACUCAAGAUUGUGAAAUUGAUCUCUUUAUUGAAUUCACUUAAGAGUGCUACAAUAUUAUUUCUAAUCCUUUACAUUAAACUGAUGUCUGUGGUGCAAAAUAUAUUGGUAUUGAAAAUUAUUACACUAAAAAACCAAAUUACUCAACUUAGUUUUAACUGGGAAACGCAUAAGCCACUCUAUAAUUCAUAGUAUCUAAUGAAUUUAGCGAUAUUGGCCGUAGAACACUUUGCUUUUCAAGUCAAUCAAAUCAUCAAGAUAAUGCCUUUGUCUAAUUAUUUGAAGAGAAAUUAAUUUCAAAACAAGUAGCUUACAUUAACUUGAAUAGAACUACUUAAGAUAAAGCUGAUGACUCGGUUGUUGGAACAAUUGACAUAGGAGAACCAGAUUUGUCUUUAAUUAAAUAAGGAUCUAACUUAGUUGAAUUGCAGAAAUACACUGUUUAAGAUUUAGGUAAUUAUAGUUCUAAUUGCAAAAAGGCUACUUAUUCAGGAUAAAAUUUAGACCUCUAUAGCUUUACUCAUAUUAACUUUAAUUCUCCUUUCACCGUUCUUCAUAAUAAAGCUUUUAAUAAAAUCCUUCAAACAUUUAAUUAAAAUGGCAUUAAAUACAGAAUUGAUUAACCUUCACAAUAUAAAUCUCCUUCCAUUUAUUUACCUUCAGUAGAAAAGUUGGAACCUUUGCAAUUUUAAUUCUAAACAGUAGAAGGAAAUGAUUUUACUAUUACACUCUAGGCUUAUCAACUCUACUAAUAGUUACCAAGCGGAGAAUACCAGUUAUUAAUCUAGAGUUAACUACCUUCUUAAAACUAUUAGUCUAUUGGUUCAACCGUUUUUUAGGAUUACUAUAUUGGAGUUGAUUUUUAGAAAUAGUCAAUUCUCAUAGCAGAGAAAGCUUCAAGUUAAAAACUGUCUAAUUUCAGAGGAACAAAAAAUUUACAAUGA
This is a messenger RNA of Tetrahymena thermophila SB210, 1080 nucleotides long. Its product is annotated as transmembrane protein, putative. The transcript has a single exon. The record is from RefSeq and is a predicted model, not a curated record. Lineage: Eukaryota; Ciliophora; Oligohymenophorea; Hymenostomatida; Tetrahymenidae.